AAGGGGCGGAGCUUCGCGAGGAGCCUCAGUCGGCCAGCAGUGGGCGGAGAGAGCGGUGUCUCCGCGUCGGGUGUCUGAGGGGGACGGCGCGGCAGCCAUGCAGGCCCCACGCGACGGCGCGGGCGGAGCGGCGGGCGGUGCAGGGACGCCCAGCGGCCCUGGAGGCCCCACAGGCCCUGGAGGCUGGGACGGCGCAGGGUGAAGAGGCCUCCGCCUUGAGUGGAGCCCCGCGAAGCCCGAUGCUCGAGUUCACCCUCAUGCUGCCUUUCCUGUCUUGCGUGGAUGCGGAGGUGGCUCGCAGGUACCUGACCCCGGGUGCUGAACCCUACCUCGGGGAUGUUCAGAGGGAGCUCAUGGUGAUCGGCAGUGACCUGGUUAUCCGAUUAACUGCUGAAGACUCUGGCAUCCUGCAAAUUUCCGUCGCCUCCUUGCUCAACCGGCUUUCCAUAGUGGUGCAGACCAUGCAGCACUUUGUGCCUCCAUUUUUUGCUAAGACUCGGCCCGGAAAAGGGGGUUGAGAUCACAAGAGUGUCCUGUCCUAGGCAGUGCAUCCUUCCCUAGGGCCAUAAUCUUUCCAGUAGUUGCCACCCCCUAGCUGUUUCCUGUAUGGAUACUUGGGCACUCUCUGCCCACUUGUUUUGAUUGGUGCUUAAAUACUGCUAAUCAUAGAUAAUAAAACUGAGCUAAUA
Messenger RNA from Vicugna pacos (alpaca), 689 nucleotides. The record is from RefSeq and is a predicted model, not a curated record. Lineage: Eukaryota; Metazoa; Chordata; Mammalia; Artiodactyla; Camelidae.